Messenger RNA from Pararge aegeria (speckled wood butterfly), 782 nucleotides. RefSeq lists its product as uncharacterized. The coding region runs from base 37 to 657 and encodes 206 amino acids. The transcript has 5 exons. NCBI's taxonomy places the organism in Eukaryota, Metazoa, Arthropoda, Insecta, Lepidoptera, Nymphalidae. The record is from RefSeq and is a predicted model, not a curated record.
UAUUACCCUUUAUACACUUAUUUUAAAAAUAUCUAUAUGCAGAAGUGCUUAGAGAAGUUGCCGAAGGUGGAAAAAUGCUGUAUAUGUAUAACGGAUCUCAAAGUAGCUGCUGCUAUUAUUGCAGUUUUAGGCAUCGUAACAAGUCCAAUGGUAUCAUGGGUGGUGGUGAGGCAUAUGUACGUGAUCAAAGUAUCAUGCGUGUUGAACACAAACUCAUCACGCCCAGAUGUUGUGGAUAUCCUUAUGACUAAUGCUCUUAGUUUUGGUUUCGGUGUAAGCUCUGGUCUUGGCUCAUCUUGCUUAUCGAGCAAUGCGACGGGCUCUGAAGAGAAAAGCAAAUCCUCAUUUAAACAAGUUGUGAGAGGCACCGGCUGGAUAGUGCUAAUAUCAGAUGGAGUUUUUGUGAUAUCUAGUAUCCACUUUCUAAUAAAAAUGUUUAAGGGCGUGGAUAAGCGAUCAUCAUUAAUAUUCAUAAUCGCGGGUUUCAUAUCAAUUUUUUUCUCGUUUACAUACGGAAUGUUGUAUGUAGCGGCAUGCGUGUAUUUGGGAGGAUUAUUUCCAAUUUUCGAGUUCUUUUUUGCAUGUUUUGACUUAAUAAUAUGGAUCUACUAUUUAAUGGUGGUGUAUUCCUUCAGACAAAAAACGCAGAUGCGGUAGAAGACUUCCUACACCUGCAAGACUGUUAGAUCCCUAAGAAAAUAAACGGGGAAUGACUUUUACCUAACUGCUAUACAGCUACUUAACAAGAAUGUGUCUGUCAUUGAAAUCUAUUGUUAACUAAA